This is a messenger RNA of Penicillium canariense, 2181 nucleotides long. RefSeq names its product putative C6 transcription factor (Leu3). Gene Ontology annotation, molecular function: zinc ion binding; transcription cis-regulatory region binding; DNA-binding transcription factor activity, RNA polymerase II-specific. Gene Ontology annotation, biological process: DNA-templated transcription; regulation of DNA-templated transcription. The record is from RefSeq and is a predicted model, not a curated record. NCBI's taxonomy places the organism in Eukaryota, Fungi, Ascomycota, Eurotiomycetes, Eurotiales, Aspergillaceae. Bases 1 to 2181 code for a protein of 726 amino acids. The transcript has 6 exons. Gene Ontology annotation, cellular component: nucleus.
AUGGCCGGGGUCAAUCAUACAUCUGCCUCUAUGGCCGCUGCCGAUGGCAUGCACGGUCGCAAGCGCAAUAUCAGCAUGGCGGGGAUGGACAGUUCCCCGGGGAGUAUUGAGGACGCGGAGGAUAACGAGCGCGAUGACAAGAGACGACAGCCGGUGAAGCGCGCCUGCAAUGAAUGUCGACAGCAGAAGCUUCGAUGCGACGUCAUUCAAGACCCCUGGUCCGAUUGCUCCAGAUGCCGCCGCCUGAAACUCGACUGCAAGAUCGAGUCUAACUUCAAGCGGGUGGGGAAGCGCAGUCGCAACGCCGAGAUGGAACGAGAGAUCAUCGAGCUGCGGAAGCAAAUUGCCACGGCACAUUCUAGCCCAGCUAUUCACCCACAACAACAACUAUCAGUAGGGCAAAUCACACCCAAACAGGAAAUGAAUCAGGUCAGCCCCACUGGUGUCUACCAGACGCCUUCGGCCAUGUCGUCAGCAGAUCAGUACAUGGGCUCCCAGGAAGCGGUCGCGUCGCUACUUGAUUUGCGUUCUGGGUUCGAUGGCACCAACUACAUGCGGAACGGCAACUCUAAGCUCAAGCGGAUUGAAGAUGUCAUGGUGGUUCCGGAGAAAGUCACAGAAUUGUUCAAUCUGUUUUUCACCUACUAUCAUCCAUUUCUUCCAUUCCUCAAUCGAACACAGGCUCCAAGCGAUUACUAUACCGCCUCGCCUUUGCUUUUCUGGACGAUCAUCAGCGUCGGUGCUCGACGGUACCAAAGUGAUUCCGGUCUGUUGACUUCUCUUGCGGGACCUGUCACGCGCCUUGUAUGGAGUACAUUGGCAGAUAUUCCCCAAAGCUACCACGUUGUGAAAGCCCUCUGUCUGCUCUGCUCGUGGCCAUUUCCAACAAGCAGUACUUCCACAGACCCGACAUUUAUGCUUUGUGGCAUGAUGGUUCAGGUUGCCAUGCAGCUUGGUCUUCAUCGCCCGUCGCAUACUCAGGAUUUUAGCAAAUUCCGUGUCGAGCUUAUUGAGGAGGAGCUAAGGGAUAAAGUGCAAACCUGGGCUAUUUGCAAUAUUGUUGCGCAGCGCGUAUCAACUGGUUAUGGCCAGCCCCCUUCCACGCUCUACGACUGGACAUUGUCGAGUGAUUCACUGGAUCCCAACUUUAAAUUGCCUGCAGACAUCAGGCCUAGGUUGGAGAUUGAAAAGUUUUGCGACAAGAUUACCAAAGCUCUUUACAGCAAUCGACGAGAUCCUGUUGGACUAACCACCGACCAAGAACGGAAUACAAUGAUCUCGUUUCUUUCACGAGACUUUGUCGAGCUCGAGGAACAGUUAAAGGUCCUCAAUGAUUCCAUAACCAAUCUAUACCUCCGUGCCUCUAAUCUCCACUUGCAUCUUUCUGCAUUCUUUGAUGAACCUUCUACGAAAGACUACCGUGAGCGUCUUCUGUCAUUAUACGUCGCAACCACAUCAUUCCUCGAGGUUGCCAUGAACCUGGAGACGGAAGUUGGUCCGGUUCUCUCCUAUACCCCUUACUACAUUUACCAGAUGAUGGUCGCAGCUGGUUGUACUCUUCUCAAGCUGAGUAAGAGCUUCUUCUCCUCACACAUGGAUAUGGAGUAUACAAAGAAUCUGUUCAAUCGAACCAUCUGGGCCAUUCGUGGCGUGUCAGUAUCUAGCAACGACCUACCUGAACGUCUCGCCGAAGUGCUUGCCCAGAUGUGGCGGCUUGGGGGUGCAACCCAGCGGUCAGCGGCAAACACCACCGAUGUUGAUGAUUCUUUGAGACUGAAGGUUCGCUGCCGUAUGAGCAUGUCUCUGCUCUUCGACUCGGUAUGGCGAUGGCGGGAAGACACACGGACCAAGGGUCGGAAUAUUGAAGCAUACCUCAAGAACCCGACCAACCCGGACUCUGCUGCCGAUUCGUCUGCCGCCUCCUCUAUAGGCCUACCCCGCACUCAGUCAUCUACGCCUGGGAUUUCUGGUGGCGACCCAAGUCUUGCGCCCGCGCCAAUGCUCACGCAGCCUAGUCUUGGGAUCCAAGCGCCAGGAAGCGGUUUCAGUGGACUCCCAAGUGGGUUCAUGGAACCGAACUACGAGGUCUUCGACCCCCUGAACUGGCUGCUAGACGGCCUGGUAGACUUGCCGUCCUCGUAUUCGACGAUGGGCGGCAUGGAGUCCCAAGGCAUUACAUGA